Lagopus muta (rock ptarmigan) is the source of this 6213-nucleotide messenger RNA. RefSeq names its product transcription elongation regulator 1 (gene TCERG1). The record is from RefSeq and is a predicted model, not a curated record. Lineage: Eukaryota; Metazoa; Chordata; Aves; Galliformes; Phasianidae. Gene Ontology annotation, cellular component: nucleus. Gene Ontology annotation, molecular function: transcription coregulator activity; RNA polymerase binding.
CGGUUCGGCGGCGAGCUGAGGAUGGCCCAGCAGCAGGCACUGCGGUUCCGCGGCCCGGCGCCGCCCCCGAACGCGGUGCUGCGCGGCCCCCCCCCGCUGAUGCGGCCUCCGCCGCCCUUCGGGAUGAUGCGGGGCCCCCCGCCGCCGCCGCGCCCCCCCUUCGGGCGCCCUCCCUUCGACCCCAACAUGCCUCCGAUGCCGCCCCCGGGAGGGAUCCCGCCGCCGAUGGGACCUCCGCAUCUGCAGAGACCACCAUUUAUGCCUCCUCCCAUGGGCAGCAUGCCCCCACCUCCCGGAAUGAUGUUCCCUCCGGGGAUGCCGCCUGUCACUGCCCCUGGGACGCCAGCGAUGCCCCCAGCUGAGGAGAUAUGGGUGGAGAACAAAACUCCAGACGGCAAGGUCUAUUUCUACAACGCACGCACGCGUGAGUCAGCGUGGACUAAACCGGACGGGGUGAAAGUCAUCCAGCAGUCGGAGCUGACGCCAAUGCUGGCAGCCCAGGCCCAGGUCGGUGCCUCCACACCAACAACCAGCAGUGCAGCGUCGCCGUCGACCUCCUCGAGCACUCAGUCCUCCACAACCUCUACCACAACCACGGCCACGUCGGUUUCACAGACAAAUUCCACACCUACUACACAAGACCAGACCCCAAGUUCGGGUGUUUCAGUUGCCACACCAUCAGUCAGUGUUUCAACCUCUGCUCCUUCUGCUACACCUGUGCAGACUGUACCCCAGCCAGUCCCACAGACAUUGCCUCCUGCAGUUCCUCAUGCAGUACCUCAACCAACUGCAGCAAUUCCUGCUUUUCCACCAGUAAUGGUACCUCCAUUUCGUGUCCCCCUUCCUGGCAUGCCUAUUCCACUUCCAGGUGUAGCAAUGAUGCAAAUAGUCAGCUGCCCGUAUGUAAAGACAGUCGCUACCACCAAGACCGGUGUCUUGCCAGGAAUGGCGCCUCCCAUUGUUCCGAUGAUCCACCCUCAGGUCGCCAUUGCUGCUUCACCUGCCACUCUGGCCGGAGCAACUGCAGUCUCGGAGUGGACAGAGUACAAGACAGCGGAUGGAAAGACGUACUAUUACAACAACAGGACUUUGGAAUCAACGUGGGAAAAGCCCCAAGAACUGAAAGAAAAAGAAAAAAUGGAAGAGAAGAUUAAAGAGACAAUUAAAGAACCUACAGAGGAACCCUUACCAAUGGAGACGGAGGAAGAAGAGCCAAAAGAAGAACCUAUAAAAGAACUUAUAAAGGAGGAGCCAAAAGAGGAAGAAAUGACUGAAGAAGAAAAAGCAGCUCAGAAAGCCAAGCCAGUUGCAACCACCCCUAUUCCAGGAACCCCUUGGUGUGUGGUGUGGACCGGAGAUGAGCGUGUUUUCUUCUAUAACCCUACCACACGUCUUUCUAUGUGGGACAGACCAGAUGACCUCAUUGGAAGAGCUGAUGUAGACAAAAUUAUUCAAGAACCUCCUCACAAAAAAGGAAUGGAAGAAGGGAAAAAACUCAUAUUGAAAUCUCUUACAGUUAGAGAAGAGCAUGAAUCUAUAGAAGAAGCAAAUGAGGAUGAGCCAAUCAAAAUUAAAAAGCGCAAGAAGGAUGAUAACAAAGAUAUUGACUCAGAGAAGGAGGCUGCUAUGGAAGCUGAAAUUAAAGCUGCUCGAGAGAGAGCCAUCGUCCCUUUGGAGGCUCGGAUGAAACAAUUCAAGGACAUGCUUCUAGAAAGAGGGGUCUCUGCUUUUUCGACGUGGGAGAAAGAACUGCACAAGAUAGUUUUUGAUCCUCGUUAUUUACUGCUCAACCCUAAAGAAAGGAAACAGGUAUUUGAUCAGUAUGUGAAAACCCGGGCGGAAGAGGAGCGCAAGGAGAAGAAAAACAAAAUAAUGCAGGCCAAGGAGGAUUUCAAGAAAAUGAUGGAAGAAUCAAAGAUUAACCCGAGAACUACUUUUAGUGAAUUUGCAGCCAAGCAUGCUAAAGACUCGAGAUUCAAGGCAAUUGAAAAGAUGAAAGAUCGAGAGGCCUUGUUUAAUGAGUUUAUCGCAGCGGCAAGAAAGAAGGAAAAAGAAGAUUUGAAGACCAGGGGUGAGAAGAUCAAAAUGGACUUCUUUGAACUACUGGCUAACCACCACCUGGACAGUCAGUCUCGCUGGAGCAAAGUGAAGGACAAAGUAGAGACUGACCCUCGUUACAAAGCUGUGGAUAGCUCUUCACAGAGGGAAGACCUUUUCAAACAGUACAUUGAAAAAAUAGCUAAGAAUUUAGACUCUGAAAAGGAGAAGGAGCUGGAAAGACAAGCUCGCAUUGAGGCAAGUUUGCGUGAACGAGAAAGAGAAGUGCAGAAAGCUCGAUCAGAGCAAACCAAGGAGAUCGACAGAGAACGUGAGCAGCACAAACGGGAGGAAGCUAUACAGAACUUCAAAGCACUGCUGUCUGACAUGGUGCGUUCCUCAGAUGUGUCGUGGUCUGACACCAGAAGGACCCUGCGCAAAGAUCACCGCUGGGAGUCUGGCUCCUUGCUGGAAAGAGAAGAGAAAGAGAAGCUCUUCAAUGAGCACAUCGAAGCACUUACCAAAAAGAAGAGGGAACACUUUAGGCAACUUCUGGAUGAGACUUCAGCGAUAACUUUAACAUCGACGUGGAAAGAAGUAAAAAAAAUCAUUAAAGAAGAUCCGAGGUGCAUUAAAUUUUCUUCAAGUGACCGGAAGAAACAAAGGGAGUUUGAGGAGUACAUUAGAGACAAAUACAUUACUGCCAAAGCUGACUUCCGAACACUAUUGAAGGAGACCAAAUUUAUCACAUACAGAUCCAAAAAGCUGAUCCAGGAGUCAGACCAGCAUCUGAAGGAUGUGGAGAAGAUACUGCAGAACGACAAGCGCUACCUGGUGCUUGACUGCGUGCCGGAGGAGAGGCGCAAACUCAUCGUGUCCUACGUGGAUGACCUGGACCGCCGAGGUCCGCCCCCACCGCCCACAGCCUCGGAGCCGACGAGACGGACGACGAAGUAGAGCUGAGUUCACUUAAGGCAAGAGUAUCUGCUAAAUCAAAAAGCUUGCAUGAGCCAUCUGUCAGGUUUAUACAUAUACAUUACCGUGAAUAUAUUGCAAAACCAUCUUAGGAACAGAGGAGAAAGCAGUGUUUGUGAGCAUAAAGUGGUCUCUGUAUGAAAAUAGAAGAUGUAUAUAAAAAGAGGAAGAAAAAAGAACGUGGCAGUUAUUUAUGAGUGUCUGUAGGGCGGGAUGGUGGGCCCAGCUGUGCAGGCUGUGUCAGGGCCGUGUCCCGCAGCGGCGGCGCAGGAGGAGUGGUGCUGUGCAGCUCCCAGAGCUGCGUGUGGGGCUCAGGUGUGAGCGUGGCCCUGGGGCUGCCUGGCUGUGAGGGCGAGAUGCUGCUGUAGCUGAUGGCUGCGGGCCGCGUUAUGGUAACAGGUGCUGAUUCUGUGCUUGAUUUCACCCUUGUAUGUGGUGAUAAAUCCGUUGGAGCCCCGAGUUAAAACUGAAAGGAGAAUUAGCACUACAGAGACCAAAUCAAAUUUGCUCACAGGUCUGCUUUGUUCCUUACCCUAUCCAUGGAUUAGAAACAAAAUCAGGUUGCUCUGCCCAGGCAAAGAUCUGUCCAAUGAUUUUUACUCCAGUUGGAAACACGUGGCUGGUAGCAGUGGCUACCCACCAGAGCAGGACGGUUGUAUAAAUGUUUUUAUUUACGAUAAGUGAUCUUUGCAUACUUCUGGAUUAGACUGUGGAUUCCCCCUCUGGGCAAUUCUUGUAAACUAUACUCCUGUUUUGAAUGUUAAACUUGUGUUUCUAAAGUUUAAUUUUGAAAUGUUGGGAUUGUUCAGUUUAUGUAUUUGAACUACAAUAAACCAACUCCUUUUUUAUAUGGAUUGUACAGGCCUAAUGCCAGUUUUUGUUGGGUUUUGUUGGAGUUGUGAAUUCAAGAGCAGAGCAAAGAACUGAAGUCCUAUUGCCUAAAAUGUUGGCUGUGUUUUGCCAAACUGUGUGAUACUGUACAGCAUCAAAUUAAAUUUCAUAAACAUUCAGAUCAGCAUCUGUGCAAUUCGGUGCCAAACAGAAUUAUUUUCCAGUUCAGUUCUUCAGGCUGUGGCGUUUCUUCCUUUGCCUGCACAUGUGGUGUGGGUCUGUCUCUCUGGGCCAAGGAGUGGUAGAUUAAGGUCAUGCCAUUAAUAUGAAGGUAAAUGAGCGCCUGUUUGUAUAACAUUGCCUUUGCAGUAUUAUCCAUGCCCUGCAGCUUCUAAUUAGGUGCCUCUGUUUAAAUUCAUCACCAGCAGCAGCUGAGAAUUAGCACUUGGGCUGUGGAGGAAGUAGCUCAGUGUCGCGUGUUACCAGUAAUGAAUCCUGUCCCCGUGGGGGCGCAGGCCGUGCAGCUCUGUGCAGCGUUGGGUUUGGUUUCAUUGUGAAACCAAUUCCACUACCAGCAGAGAUUGCAGCUGAAGGAGAAGCCAGCACCUGUUCCUGUGUUGUUGACUCCUUCACCACUGCCUCGGUUCUGACGGCCGCUGCUGAACGCGUUGCUGCCCUCUGCAGCACCCUGCUGGGCAGCCUGGGGCCAGAACCAAUGCUGAAGGACUCAGCGCUGCAAACCUGGCUGGGAGCUGCCAGUGCCCCCCAGACACGGGGAUGGUGCCCUGCACUGCAGUGCCUGGGCUCGGGGCUGCCCGGCUCUUGUGCCCCCCUGCUCUCAGGGCUUCCCUGCACCCCCCCAGCGUGGCCCCAGCUGCAGCCACCUGGAAAGCACAACAAUCAGCAGCUCCACACAGGCACAUUUGGAACAACUUUACUUCUGGUACCAGAGUGCAGGCUUUCUGUACAAGAACAAAAAAAAAAAAGAACAUUUAAAAAAAAAAGUUACUUUAUCUUGGCUCUUUUUUUUAACCAUUUAAAAAAAAGGUACUCCUGGAAGCCACCUCUUGUAGUAAAUGUGUGAGGCAGUGCACGUCCCCCCUACUCAUCCCUUUGGGAUGGCGAAUGCCCCCUGCUCCUGCCCCACAGAUCCAGGCAGGGCCUCCCCAGGCUCCUCUUUAGGGGCUGAGGGCCGGAGGCACCACAGGAGCUGCAGGGCAUCCGAAGCACGCAGUACAGGAGGGGCGGUGGGCAGGGAGCACUUUGCCCUUAGAGCAGGGUGGAAGCAGGUGAGGUGAGGUGGAUGCAGCACAGCUGCACAGCAGGGCCACCCUCCUGGGGACACUGCUGAGGUGGUGCUGUUGAGUGCUGUACUGCCUUCAUUUGUUCACUGGGUCUUGCAGGAGCGGUUUCCAGACUGAAAAUUAUUUUUUUAAUUCAACAUUUGCUCAAGUAAAAAAAGGAUCUCAACAAUCUUAACAGUAGAAAGGGGGAGCCUGGCCAUGCACAGAGGAAGAGUUACUGAUUUUAUUAUUAUUAUUAUAAUCUAGGACCGUGGGCAGCCCAUGGAGGAGCUGAGAGCAGUGUUGGGCUGGAUUCUCUUUUAGAAUGUCAUAAAUUAGCAACUUACACUUUUUCUUUAAAAAAAAACCAAAAAGAAUAAAUAAAUAAAUUAAAAAGACAAAGAGUCUGAAGGGCAGGUGUACAGCAACAGGACAAUAACAAUGACCACAGUGCAGAAAAAGAAAAAAAAAUUAAAGCCCAGGUUCAGUUUGGUUUGCAAUCAGUGUGUUUUGGAAGCAUCAUUUAUAAAGGUAUUUCAUAUACCCAAAAGGCACCACAGUAUCGACAAAGCCAAAUCCUGGGGAGUUUCCUGGGAGCUCCGGGCGCAACAAUUCCAUUCUGUGUUCGGUUUUGCUGUUGGUGAGAAGAGGAAAUGAUGACGGCAAAAUGACAGAUGUGAAAAAUGGGGACAGGGCUCUGCUAUCCUGAACCAAUAGCUGGGAUAUUUAGGAUUAAGCUUUAAAGAAUCGGCAUGGAUUACAGAAGCCCAGCAGCCCGCACUGCGGUGCACACAGCCGCCCCGUCUGCUCCCCCUGCAGCUGAUGGCGCCCCGCGCUGCCGCCUGGCCACCCGUCAGCCACCUUCACAGCAAUGCCUCGGGGCGCUGGGACAGCAGGAGCUGAAGCCCCCCCAGCUGCUCCGCGCCGAGUCCGAGCUCCCAGCACUAAAUGGAAACCUGGGAGCUGCUCAGCCCCGGCCCCACGGCAGCUGGUCCGCCUGCCCCUGCACACUGCCAUUCCCAGAGCAGCAAUUUAACAGAGGAAUAGGAAAGAAAGGGAAAAAAAAAAAAAAAAAAAAGAAAAGAAA